AUGGCAAGCAGUGACCACAUAGUUCUUUUAGAUUUCUUGGGAAGCCCUUUUGGGAUGAGGGUACGACUGGCCUUGGCAGCCAAAGGGAUCGAGUAUCAGAUUGAGGAAGAAGACUCGACCCAAAGUAAAAGCUCUCUACUCUUGAAAUUGGAUACAGUUCAUAAGAAAAUUCCAGUUCUAAUUCACAAUGGGAAGCCCAUAUGCGAGUCCUUGAUAAUAGUGGCAUACAUUGAUGAGGUUUGGAAGGAUAGAUUGUGGACAGCAAACGGAGAAGAGCAAGAGGCUGGCAAGAAGGAAUUCAUAGACAGGAUUAAGUUGUUGGAAGGAGAGCUUAAAUCGAACCCUUACUUUGGGGGUGAGACCUUGGAUUUUCUGGACAUUGCUUUUCUCCCAUUGUACUACUGGUUCCAUACAUUCGAAACUUUUGGGAAGUUCAGCAUAGAAGCGGAGUGUCCAAAGCUGGCGGCAUGGGGUAAGAGGUAUGGAGGAGGAAUUCGUGUACGCCUCUCUACCUCACGGUCCUCAGCCACAUAA
Messenger RNA from Vitis vinifera (wine grape), 534 nucleotides. RefSeq names its product probable glutathione S-transferase. Gene Ontology annotation, biological process: glutathione metabolic process. NCBI's taxonomy places the organism in Eukaryota, Viridiplantae, Streptophyta, Magnoliopsida, Vitales, Vitaceae. Gene Ontology annotation, molecular function: glutathione transferase activity. The transcript has 2 exons. Gene Ontology annotation, cellular component: cytoplasm. The coding region runs from base 1 to 534 and encodes 177 amino acids. The record is from RefSeq and is a predicted model, not a curated record.